CAGCGCGUCCCGCAGGAAGGAGCUGGCGGAGCGAGGGGCCAGGAAAGGCAGCGGCGGGUGAGUGCGCAUCGCGACAGCCAACUUCUCUGCGCCCCGCCGGAUGCCCCGCCGGGCAGGUCUGUGCAUUCGGAGAAGCAGUAGCGAGACAACCACUCUGAGAAGAACACAAUGAAAAGAUGGCCUGCCUUACAAUGACAGAGAUGGAAGGAACUGCAACUUCUACCCUCCAUCAGAAUGGUGACAUCCUUGGGAAUACAAAUGCUCCCAAGCAGACGGAGACAGUGCUUCAGGUUUACCUUUAUCAUUCCCCAGAGAAGACCGAGGGACAUUAUCUUCAGUUUCCAGCUGGCGAAUAUAUUGCAGAAGAGAUUUGUGCUAUAGCUUGUAAGGCUUGUGGUAUGAUGCCUGUGUACCAUAAUAUGUUUGCACUAAUGAAUGAAACAGAGAGACUUUGGUAUCCUCCAAAUCACAUCUUCCAUGUAGAAGAAUCAACCAGGCUGAACUUACUCUACCGAAUAAGGUUUUAUUUUCCUCACUGGUAUUGUAAUGGCAGUAGCAGAGCAUAUCGUUAUGGUGUUUCCAGAGGUGCAGAGAGCCCUGUCUUUGAUGACCUUGUCAUGUCUUAUCUGUUUGCUCAGUGGCGAGAAGAUUUUGUGCAUGGAUGGAUAAAGAUACCUGUUACUCAUGAAACACAAGAAGAAUGCCUUGGAAUGGCUGUUCUUGAUAUGAUGAGAGUGGCCAAAGAAAAGGACCAAACUCCCCUGGCUGUCUAUAAUUCAGUCAGCUACAAGAAUUUUUUGCCUAAAUGUGUUCGGGCAAAAAUCCAAGACUACCAUAUUUUGACACGAAAGAGAAUAAGGUACAGAUUCCGCAAAUUUAUCCAGCAGUUUGGCCAAUGCAAAGCUAGUGCCAGAAACUUGAAACUUAAAUACCUUAUAAAUCUGGAAUCCCUUCAGUCUGCCUUCUAUUCAGAGAUUUUUGAAGUAAGAGAGCCUUGCAGAGGUCCUUUAGGUGAAGAGAGUUUUGCGACCAUUGUAAUAACUGGAAAUGGCGGAAUUCAGUGCUCAAGAGGGAAACAUAAAAGCAGUGAAAAGCUGACAGAACAGGAAUUACAGACAUACUGUGAUUUUCCUGAUAUAAUUGAUGUCAGCAUUAAGCAAGCAAACCAAGAAGGCUCCAGUGAGAGUAGAAUUGUCACCAGUGAGAAUAGAAUUGUCACUAUUCAUAAGCAAGACAGCAAGAAUCUGGAGGCUGAAUUUCAUUCAUUACGAGAAGCUCUCUCUUUUGUAUCGUUAAUUGAUGGAUAUUAUAGAUUAACCGCAGAUGCUCAUCAUUACCUCUGUAAAGAAGUAGCACCACCCACAGUGCUUGAAAAUAUCCAGAGCAACUGCCAUGGACCAAUUUCCAUGGAUUUUGCCAUCAGUAAACUUAAGAAAGCAGGCAAUCAGACUGGCGUCUAUGUUCUUCGUUGCAGUCCUAAAGAUUUUAAGAAAUACUUCCUCACUUUUGCUAUAGAGCGGGACGGCGUCGCUGAGUAUAAGCACUGCUUAAUAACAAAAAAUGAGAUGGGAGAGUAUAAUCUUAGUGGAACUAAGAGAAGUUUUGGUAACCUUAAGGAUCUGUUGAGUUGCUAUCAGACUGAAACAGUCCGUUCAGACAACAUCAUUUUCCAGUUUACCAAAUGCUGCCCUCCAAAAUCAAAAGAUAAGUCAAAUCUUCUAGUCUUCAGGAGCAAUGGUGUUUCUGAUGUACCUACAUCACCCACAUUGCAGAGACACAAUAAUGUCAACCAAAUGGUCUUUCACAAAAUCCGGAAUGAGGAUUUGAUAUUUAAUGAGAGCCUUGGACAGGGCACCUUUACUAAGAUUUUCAAAGGUGUAAGGAAAGAAGUGGGAGACUAUGGAGAGCUCCAUCAAACUGAAGUCCUCUUGAAAGUUCUGGAUAAAGUGCACAGAAACUACUCUGAGUCUUUCUUUGAGGCAGCAAGCAUGAUGAGCCAGCUUUCUUACAAGCAUUUGGUGUUAAAUUAUGGAGUAUGUGUCUGUGGAGAGGAAAAUAUCCUGGUGCAGGAGUAUGUCAAAUUCGGAUCCUUGGACACGUAUUUGAAGAAGAGCAAAAAUUCUAUCAAUAUCUUGUGGAAACUGGAAGUUGCCAAACAGUUGGCACUGGCCAUGCAUUUCCUGGAAGAUAAAAGCCUUGUUCAUGGGAAUGUAUGCGCAAAAAAUAUCUUGCUUAUCAGAGAAGAAGAUAGGAAGUCUGGAAACCUUCCAUUUAUCAAGCUUAGUGAUCCUGGCAUCAGCAUUACCGUUUUGCCAAAAGACAUUCUUCUUGAAAGGAUACCCUGGGUUCCACCUGAGUGCAUUGAAAAUCCUAAACAGCUGAGCUUGGCAACAGACAAGUGGAGUUUUGGUACCACAUUAUGGGAAAUCUGCAGUGGAGGAGACAAGCCCCUUGGUGCAUUGGAUUCUCCCAGAAAGCUACAGUUUUAUGAAGAUAGACAUCAGCUUCCUGCUCCAAACUGGACAGAACUAGCAAAUCUUAUAAACAGCUGCAUGGAUUAUGAGCCAGAUUUCAGGCCUUCUUUCAGAGCCAUUAUACGAGAUCUUAACAGUUUGUUCACACCAGAUUAUGAGUUAUUGACAGAAAAUGACAUGUUGCCAAAUAUGAGGAUUGGAGCUUUUGGAUUUUCUGGGGCAUUUGAAGACAGGGACCCAACGCAGUUUGAAGAGAGACACCUUAAGUUCUUACAACAGCUUGGCAAGGGUAACUUUGGCAGUGUUGAGAUGUGCCGGUAUGACCCACUACAAGACAAUACUGGAGAGGUGGUGGCUGUGAAAAAGUUACAACAUAGCACCGAAGAGCACCUGCGAGACUUUGAAAGGGAAAUUGAAAUCCUUAAAUCCCUGCAGCAUGAUAACAUUGUUAAGUACAAGGGAGUGUGCUACAGUGCUGGUCGUAGAAAUUUGAGAUUAAUUAUGGAAUAUUUACCAUAUGGAAGUUUACGAGACUAUAUCCAAAAACACAAGGAGAGGCUGGAUCACAAGAAACUUCUAAUGUAUACUUCUCAGAUAUGCAAGGGCAUGGAGUAUCUGGGCACGAAAAGAUAUAUUCACCGGGAUCUAGCAACAAGAAACAUCUUAGUGGAGAAUGAGAACAGAGUUAAAAUUGGAGACUUUGGUCUGACAAAAGUCCUGCCACAAGACAAAGAAUACUACAAAGUAAAAGAACCUGGAGAAAGCCCUAUAUUUUGGUAUGCUCCAGAAUCGUUGACAGAGAGCAAGUUUUCUGUGGCCUCUGAUGUGUGGAGUUUUGGUGUGGUCUUAUAUGAACUCUUCACAUAUAUUGAAAAGAGCAAAAGCCCUCCAGUGGAAUUCAUGCGCAUGAUUGGUAAUGAUAAACAAGGGCAGAUGAUUGUAUUCCAUUUGAUAGAGCUUUUGAAGAACAAUGGACGGCUGCCAAGACCAGAUGGAUGUCCUGAUGAGAUGUAUGCCAUCAUGACAGAAUGCUGGAACAAUACCAUAAAUCAGCGUCCCUCUUUUAGGGAGAUUGCUCUGCGAGUGGACCGUAUAAGAGACAACAUGGGUGGAUAAGAGAACUGAAGAUAAUUCAGAGGACGUAGUGGAAGACAGAAUAAAAUCUGUCCUUUGGGUUGCUGUGGAUUAUACAUGCAUCUAUCUACAUAAGUGCAGGGGAUUGGACUAGAUGAGCUCUCGAGAUCCCUUCUGGUCCUCUGAUUCUAUGAUCUUUGCUAUGGGCAAAAUGUAUGUGAAAAUAUUCUAUCAGAACCAGCAACUGUGAGGAAUUCUGGUCAUUUUCUUCAUCAGGAUACAUUUGCUACUAUAAGGACACAACAACAAAAUACUUUAAUAGAAAGGGUGUUAAUUUUCUAACCAGUGCCCUAAUAUGUGGUCAAUUUGCAUCACCAGUAUUUGCCUUACUUGGCAAUGCAAAAAAGAGUGACUUACCACUUUAGUGGGGUUUUUAGGAAGAUGAAAAGACUGGAUGUAUUUCUUUGCCAAGGUGGAGAUGCACAGAAUAUAUUUUUAGUGUUUUCACACUGAAUGUAUAGCAACUUAGCAUCCUGUGUAGUGUGCUGCACAAGGGCUUGUGCUUUAUUAAUAUAGUUUUAUAAUUUUUCAAUGUCAACGCAGAAUUGGCUUCUUUGUAGGACAAAUUGAAGAAGGGUUAGAUAAUUUACUAAGCAACUUUCAAUGUGCCUGUUUGAGUCCAUUAUUAGCCAGCAAUACAUGCAAAGGUAUGUAUUAGGCUGUUGUGUAAUGUACUGUAAAUAUUUUGAAGGAAAGGGAACAAAUUUUAGUUUUAUUUGUAUAGCAAAUCCUGUCCCCACCAAAUUUUAACUUGUGAAAUGGACAAGCAUAGAAACAGCACAAUCUAUUUUCCUAUCUCCCUUCUCCCCCAUGUAUCUGCUGCAGAAGUGCUGGGUUCUCUCCACAUUUUAUGAAAAUACAGAUGGCAAGUGGAAUUAAAACUGCUUCAGAUAAAGCAAUUACUUCAGUGGGCCACUUAUGAGAAUAAGAAUGCUAAACAUGUUGUUAACCAUAUUACAUGCAGUUAUUUUGUCUAUCUUAGUAACCUUAAUAUGAUGAUGAAUUUAACUUUAAGGAUUCUGCUUGGGGACUGAACACCUCCAAAUCCACGAUUCAGUAUUAUGAAUGAUUAACAGUGUCCUUGUGCCCCCACUCCCAAAAAGGAGUUUACAACAAAACUCCUACCUAUGUGAUCUGGUCUGCUUGCUAAUGGAGUUGUACCAUCCCAUCUCAGAUUUCCCUUCCUCUGAUAAAACACCAGGGGGGUUGGGGAGAAGGUGAUAUCAGUGAGAUUUCAUGGGCAGAAAUUCCUUCACAUCAGUCUGAGGUUUAGGAACCAGGAUUUGCCACCCUGCAAACAGGAACAGGCCCCACUCUCGGAACCCUGUGGGAUCUGCGGAAACCAGAGAUACCCAUACAGACUCCCUGUAUAUUUAUCUUGGCUCUGGUUCCAGUUCUGGCCUCAGUCCUUUUAAUAUAAGUCAAGGAGCUGUACAAAAAAGAUAAAUACAGCUCCAGACUCAAAAGCCCUUUCUAGGGGACUCAUGGUCUUCUUCCCUGGUCCAUUGCAGACCCACAUAAGAGGUAUACAAUCUGUUGAGGUUAACGGAAGCCCCUUACCCUGUUACAGAGGGGAGUGUCCCAAGGAAGUGUUGCACUGUCCUCUCCUUCAACCCUUCCUGCACCCACACCCCCUCUUCCCAGCACCUGCACCCUCACCCCGUCCUCCACCCAUGCUCCAUCCCACACAUCACCCUCCUUCUCACACCUUUUUAUCCCCAAAUUCCCUCCUAGACCUUGCACCCCCCACCUCCUCCUACACCCUGCCUCAGCCCAGAGCCUGCACCACAGACCUACUCCCACACCCACAUUCCCUCAGAGCCCAACCCCUCACCCCUCCUGCACACAACCUCCCUCCCAGAGCCUGUCCACCCUUGCACCUCAGUCCCUUUCCUCAGCCCAGAGCCUGCACCCAAACUCCCUCCCAAAGCCUGUACCCCUUCCCCCACCCAAAUUCUCUCCCAGAGUAUUAUGUGGAUGGGAUAUGAGGGUAGGAAGCUGUGUGUGGAGUGUCCCCUCCAUGAAUAUUUCUUGGGGGCACGAUCUCCAUUAUCUCUAGCUGUAAGUCAAUGACUGGUGUUUUCUAAUUCCAGCCAUAUGAUCCUAUUUGAUCUCUUAAAAUAUGGUAAUUUAUAAACUAAAUUUAACUCUAAAUUGCCUUGUUAGUGUGGUUGUUCACCUUUGUUUUUGUUGAGCAAAUCUCAUUUUCAGGGAAGCUGACAACCACACCUGGCACCUAGGCAAAGUGUCAGGGGCAUCUCUGUUGGAAGGGGCGGAGCAGCCAGCCCUCAGUGCUGCCAGGAGUUCCCUUCCAUGACCCCAGACCUUACAGCUGCCUGGAGCACAUUGCACAGCACUCCAGUGGUGAUUUAAAGGACCCAGGGCUCCCAGCCACCACUGCUGCUACUGUGGCAGGGGCGGGAAGCCCCGGGCCAGUUGUUCUGUUUCUCCCUGCUUCCCCCUUCCCCCCACCGGCUCAAUUGGGCCUGCUCUCUUUAGAGGCACUUUUGUUCUAUGAACCUUUGUUCAUAGAUCCAGAUUUUUAGUCAAGUGGAAUAUUCAUUUUUAAAUAAAUUGACAGCAGAUUAAUUACACAGGAAAAUCAUCACAGACAUUGAGGGGCACAGUAGUGCUGUCACGAUAUCGAAGAAAAUUGCUUUUAAAAAGUACCUAAGUUCUAACAGUGCUUACCCAGUGUUCAGCUUAGCCCAGUGCCAGUAUGAGAAUGGUUUGUGCCUCUAUGGGACACCCUCCUGCAGAUCUUACUUAGGCAGUCUUAUGUUGACCAAAAACAGGAAGACUUUGCCAAGGGCAAGAAGAGCAAGCUCAGGCCUUCUAUUCUGAAAAUUGUAUUUUACCAAUAAUUUAUGCUUCUGUUGCCACAAAAUUUGAAACACUUUAAGCGUUUUUUUAAAAAGUAACUUCACCAUAUAUUUGUCAAAUGCUUUUUUUUUCAAAUCAGUUAUUGCAUUUCUGUACAGUGUUUUGAACUUGAUUUUAAAAUUUGUGCAAAAGAUGUCUGUAGAGUCUUAACUUUGUAUGAUGAGUUUUGUAGGAAUUUUGUUUCGUUUUGUUUUUGUAACCAAACAAAAUAUUCUAGCUUUAUAAGCAUUAAACAGCAUUAUUGCUGGGAUAACAAAUGCAGAAAUCUAAAAUGGCAGUGUAUAACACUCAGUAGGUGGGAUCCAUGAAAGUCCAUAUGCACCUGAGCCCCAGAUUUAGGAGCCUACAUCCUGGUUUAGGCACUUAUGUGCCAGUUUUAGCUUCACUGAUAUGUGAAAAACUCCUGCCAAACCCUGUAAGCACCUAAACUUACUGAACACCAAAGUGUUUUGAAGUAAAAGAUCCCUAGGUACCUCUGUUUCUUCCUCUGGGUAUGUGCUGCCUCAUUCUUUUGGCAUAUUGGGCUGCAUUAGUAGGAGCAUUGCCAGUAGAUGGAGGGAAGUGAUUAAUCCCAUCUGAGGACAAAUCUGGAAUCCAGUUUUGGGCCCCCUACUCCACAAAGGAUGUGGACAAACUGAAGAGUAUCCACUGGAGGGUAAUGAAAAUUAUUAGGGGACUAGGGCACAUGACUUACGAGAGGCUAAGGGGACUGGGCUGCUUUUAGGGAUGUAAAAUCCCAUUUAAUCGGUUAACAGGUUAAACAUUAUUUUAACCAGUAAACCGAUUAAGAGGCAGGAGGGUUGCUCAAGCCUCACUGAACUGGAGCAGCCUCCACACUGCUUUAGGCAGGAGCUGAUUUAGCCUCACCCUCUCUGCAGUGGGCCCAGGCAUAUUGCAGGCAGGGGAUACUCCAGUCAUCCAGAGCAGCCCCUGUCUGCAGGGUGCUGGGGCCUGCGUUGGGCAGGGGCUGCUCCAGCAGGCCCCUCCCUAACACCCCAUGAGGCUGGAGCAGCUCCCUGCCUGCCGCUGGUGAGGAGCUGCUCCAGCCCCCACCAAUUAACAGUUAUCCAGAACAAUUAAGGGUGAUUUACCGGUAAGCUGGCUACUUCGUUAACUUUUCACCUCCCUAGCUUUUUUAGUUUACAGAAGAAAAAAGUGAAGAGGGCUUUGAUAGUAGAGGGGGAGGUGCCAAAGAGGUUGGAGAGAGACUGUUCUCAGAAGUGCAGAUGAUAGAAGGCGCAAUGAUCUCAAGUUGCAAUGGGGGAAGAUCACAACUGGAUAUUAGAAAAAUAAACCUAUUUCACUAGGAGGGUGAUGAAGCACUGGAAUGGGUUACUAGGGAGGUGCUGGAAUCUCCAUCCCUAGAGAUUUUUAAGGCCUGGCUUGACAAAGCCAUGGCUGGAAUGAUUUAGUUGGGGGUAGAUCCUGCUCUGAGCAAGGGGUUGGACUAGAUGGCCUCCUGAGAUCUCUUCCAACCCUAAUCUUCUAUCUAGCUGACCAGAUGCCUGUCUCCAGUCUGAGCCCAUUAGCUAGAGAAGAACAGGCAUUCAGACACAUAACUUGUGUGCAGGGCUCAAUCCUGUAGGCAGGCUCAGAGCCCCCUUACCACAUGAAAUCCAAGGACUGGACACAGGGUCAAGAAGUCCUGACCUUAGAUUUCAAACCUUCCAAGCACUGUUUCAUUAUUUAUUAACCGUGCAAUGGGGAAAAGGGAGCCUUACUUCAGGCUGCCCCAUAGCCAAGCGGUUAGACCAUUCUCCUUGGAUACACCCUUCAAAUGCUCCCUAGCUGGGGGGGUUGUGGAGAAUUGAACCUGGGUCUCCCACAUCCUAAAUGAGUACACUAACCACUGGCUAGGAGUUAUCCAGUUGGUGCUACUCUACCACCACUAUUGGUAGGGUGAGGUAGGUGCCUGAUUCCCUCAAGAAACACUUUAGGUGCCUAAGACACCUAACUCCAGGCAGCAGGUUCCUGUUAAUAGAUUGUUACUUAGACAUAGGUUCCUCCCUGUAACCUGGAUUUAGAUGCAUCUCUCCAAGAGAAGGUGGGGCAGGUCUUAGCAAAGACAUUUCUAACUGGCAUCUCUCACUGGCUAGCCUAACAAGCAUGCUGGCUUUUGUGACUCUCUCUCCCCAAUGAUUGUAGAGGUACCUAACUCAGUUUGGUGGAUCGCUGUGUUCCUGUAAUUUUCUAGGUGACUAAAAAUUGAGCUGUGACAUGCGGUAUUGCAACACUUAAGGCCCUUCAUUGAUCCCACCCUAGGUUUCCAAUAUUCAAGAGACACAGAAUAUAGCUUGUUUAUGUAAAAAUCUCAGGGACAUUUUGUGUAAUGCAAUGAAGAGAUCUUCCAUACUGCUAUUAUUUUCACAUGAAUAAAAGCCCUUUGCUUGUUCUAGUACAGUAUGACUGAUUUCAUACUCUAUUUGAUUUCAUAAGUAGUGUUAGAACUUAAAAUUUUUGAAGUUCUGUAUUUUAUUAAAACAUUGUUAAAAACAUGUUUUUUAUUUUUUAUAUUCAUUUUAAUUUGUAGAGAGACGCUACAAAUUUACAUCAAAUUUUUGUUCUGUUGGACAGGGAUAACUUAAUCCAUUGUAACAAUUAUCUAUAUUAAAGGCUUGAUCCCCAUAGCCCAGUAAAAUCAUUAGGAGCUAAGAAUGCUUAGCACUUUCAGGAGUUAUGCAGUACCUUGCAAGACUGAGAACUUAUGGACAAAAAAAAAA
Pelodiscus sinensis (Chinese soft-shelled turtle) is the source of this 9211-nucleotide messenger RNA. NCBI's taxonomy places the organism in Eukaryota, Metazoa, Chordata, Testudines, Trionychidae. The record is from RefSeq and is a predicted model, not a curated record.